Messenger RNA from Gossypium raimondii (Peruvian cotton), 1985 nucleotides. Its product is annotated as ent-kaurenoic acid oxidase 1. The transcript is spliced from 8 exons. Gene Ontology annotation, biological process: sterol metabolic process; multicellular organism development; brassinosteroid homeostasis. The record is from RefSeq and is a predicted model, not a curated record. The coding region runs from base 322 to 1821 and encodes 499 amino acids. NCBI's taxonomy places the organism in Eukaryota, Viridiplantae, Streptophyta, Magnoliopsida, Malvales, Malvaceae. Gene Ontology annotation, molecular function: ent-kaurenoic acid monooxygenase activity; heme binding; iron ion binding. Gene Ontology annotation, cellular component: endoplasmic reticulum.
GGAUGAUUACAAAAUAUAAGCAGGAUAUAGAGAGUGGGAGUGGAGAGAGAUAAUCCAAACUGGGAAACGACAAGAGCAAAGUUAGAAAGCGGAUGCAUAGAGAUAGAGGUGGUAAGCAAGGCAAGCUCACUUCCCCAGUAUUCCCUGUCUUUUUCCUUUAUCUUUAUCCUAUCUAAUUAACAUUUCUAGUACUACCAUAUAUACUUCCCUAUUUGCCUGUGCGUUGUCACUACCAUGUUUCUGCCACUCUCCAUGAAUGCCUCCUUCCUGUACUAGCACAUAUCUAAAUGUUGACAACUUAGGUUACACCGUAACAGAGUGAUGGUUGCUGUUGUAAUGGAAAUCACGGGCUCGAUGUGGACGGUCGCCUUCUUAGCAAUUCUGGCUGCUUUCGCCUUUCUAAAAUGGGUGUUGGAGAGAGUGAAUCCGUGGGUGUAUGAAACCCGAUUGGGCGAUGAGCGGUACUCUCUGCCGCCAGGGGAUUUGGGGUGGCCUUUCAUCGGCAACAUGUGGUCCUUUCUCCGAGCCUUUAGGUCCGACGAUCCCGAUUCCUUCAUCGCUUCUUUUGUUUCCAGAUUUGGACGUACUGGAAUCUACAAGGCUUUCAUGUUUGGGAACCCAAGUGUAAUCGUGACAAUGCCUGAAACAUGUAAAAGGGUAUUAAAUGAUGAUGAUGCAUUUAAGCCUGGAUGGCCUACGUCCACGGUGGAGCUCAUUGGAAAAAAAUCAUUCAUUGGUAUCCCUUAUGAAGAACAUAAGCGUCUCCGCCGUUUAACUUCAGCUCCUGUCAAUGGCCAUGAAGCACUGUCCAUUUACAUCCCAUACAUCGAGGACAUUGUCAUAUCUACCCUGGACAAAUGGUCCAAGAUGGGAAAAAUCGAGUUCUUGACACAGCUCCGGAAGCUCACUUUUCGGAUAAUAAUGUAUAUUUUUCUAAGCUCGGAAAGCGAAGAAGUAAUGGAAGCUCUGGAGAGGGAAUACACAACUCUCAACUAUGGAGUUAGAGCCAUGGCAAUCAAUGUCCCAGGAUUUGCCUACUAUAAAGCCCUGAAGGCUAGGAAAAACCUGGUGGCAGCUUUUCAAUCAGUGGUGAAUGAGCGGAGAAGUCAGAGGAAGACGAACAAGUCCACAAAGAAGAAAGACAUGUUGGAUGCCCUGAUGGAUGUUAAAGAUGAGAAAGGUGAAACACUAGAUGAUGAGGAAAUCAUUGAUAUCAUGUUGAUGUACCUGAAUGCAGGCCAUGAAUCUUCUGGCCAUACUACGAUGUGGGCGACUAUUUUCCUGCAACAACACCCUGAAUUUCUAGAAAAAGCAAAGGCAGAGCAAGAGAGGAUUGUGAAGAAAAGACCACCUACCCAAAAAGGUUUAACCCUUAAGGAUAUUCGAGAAAUGGAAUACCUAUCCAAGGUGAUUGAUGAAACGCUUCGGUUGAUAACAUUCUCACUGAUGGUCUUCCGUGAGGCAAAAACAGACGUCAAAAUAAGCGGUUAUACUAUUCCAAAGGGAUGGAAAGUGUUAGCUUGGUUCAGAAGCAUUCACUUGGAUCCUGAGAUUUAUCCAAAUCCAAAAGAAUUUGAUCCUUCUCGAUGGGAUGACUAUAACGCCAAAGCAGGAACUUUCCUUCCCUUUGGAGCAGGAAGCAGGUUGUGCCCUGGAAAUGAUCUUGCCAAGCUUGAAAUUUCUAUUUUUCUUCACCAUUUCCUCCUCAACUAUCAGUUGGAACGGCUUAAUCCUGAGAGUAAAAUUAGGUAUCUGCCUCAUACAAGGCCUCAUGAUAAUUGCUUGGCAGUGAUCAAGAAAAACCUGCCUUCACCACCCUAGCAAGGAUAUUGGAAUUUUUAGAUGGGGUUCAACAACAAUCCCAUUUCAUUAAUUAAAAUAAACAAUAUUGAUAAUAUCAUAAUAUUAGCAUCUCCUGUAAGGGAUUCUUAAAUGUAGAAUUUGAAUGAAACCAAUGUGUUACUACUGGCUCCUCUUUCAGUAAA